GAAGCGGCACGGGACCAGCUGAACGAAGGCAGCGGCAAAAGCUCCGCCUCCCCUCAGGAGGGCAGGGAGCGGGAAGCGGAAGUGGCGGCGCUGUGAGCGCGCGCGCGCGGCCGUGUCUGCCUGCCUGCCUCUUCGCGAGGGAAACGACGCGACUAAGAGGUGCUUGUAUCCAUCAGCACAUUCCCAUGUGAAGAUCUGUAUGUGUACUGCAUAAGAGCUGCUUAAUUUGCCUUAUGAAUGUGUGAUGCCUGAGUUAAAAGUUUACUGUGACCCUAAGGCAUGACAUAAUAAAGCAGUAGUGCUGUAAAAUGGCUAAGAGAGUGGCGGAGAAGGAGCUGACUGACAGGAACUGGGAUCAAGAAGAAGAAACGGAGGAGGUGGGAACUUUCUUAGUGGCCAGCGAAGAGGUUUUGAAGAACAGAGCAAUUAAGAAGGCAAAACGUAGAAAUGUGGGGUUUGAGUCUGAGAGCGGAGGAGCUUUUAAAGGUUUUAAAGGUUUCGUUUUAUCUUCUGGAGGAGGUGGAUUUUCUGGCUUCGGCAAUGGCACUGGAACUAAGUCUUUAGGAGGACUAUCCAAUGGCAGCAGUAGCAGUUCAAAUAGUUCAUCGUUCGCCAACUUAAAGACAGCUGCUAAAACACAGACUACAUUUAGUUCUGUGGUAUCCAGUGGUGCAGUGAAUAAUACUGUGAUUGAGAAAAAGCCCGUAAGUGUGGAAGCAAAUGGUGAGAGCCAGCAGCCAUUGUCCUCCGGAUUCAUUCAGAACAAAGCAUGCAGCCCUGAUGUUUAUCAUAAACAGUUAGCUGCUCUAAAUUGUUCAGUGCGUGACUGGAUAGUAAAACAUGUAAAUGCCAAUCCACUCUGUGACCUGACGCCGAUCUUCCGAGACUAUGAGAAAUAUUUAGCUGAGAUAGAACAACAUGGAAUCAGUAGUGACAGCAGCUCUGAAAGUGACAGUAAUAAGGCAGCUGGAACUCAACCAGCCUCUGCAUUUGGAAGUCCCAAUUUUCAGCAAAGUUCAGCGUUCUUCUUUAAUAGCAACAAAUCUGAGGAUACAUCAGGAAAGAAACCAGAAUUGGAAAAGAAAACAGAACCAAAACUAGGGUCUAUGUCAACUGUCUCAUUUACAUUUAGCAAGAGUGUUGACAGCUCUGGUCUGAAUUCUGGUGCAUUGCCUAGUUUCUCAUUCUCUCCUGGAAGUGCAAGUUUAUUUGGAAAAGAUCCAAACCAGGGCAAGGUUGUUCCUUCAUUUUCCAGCAAAGCGUUAGAUACUCAGGCAGAAAGUGGAGGCCAUGAAGAUAAAGGGGGUGAAGAAGAGGACGAGGAGCCACCAAAAGUAAUAGUUAAUGAAAUAAAGGAAGAUGAUGCCUUCUACUCAAAGAAAUGCAAAGUUUUCUACAAGAAAGAUAGUGAAUUUAAAGAAAAAGGAGUAGGAACGCUACACUUAAAAUCUGCAGGAAAUCAGAAGAUUCAACUAUUAGUGCGGGCAGAUACAAAUUUAGGCAACAUCUUGCUGAACAUUUUGGUGCCCCCUAAGAUGCCAUGCACAAGAACAGGGAAAAACAAUGUGCUUAUUGUCUGUGUUCCAAAUCCACCCAUUGAUGAAAAGAAUGCUACAGUCCCUGUUCCUAUGUUGAUAAGAGUGAAAACAAGUGAAGAUGCAGAUGAAUUGCACAGAGUCCUACUGGAGAAGAAGGAGAUUUAAAAUCUGGCCCAUUAAAAUUUACAGGGAAAACUUGCAAAACUGCUGCUGCUCAUUUCCCCCGUUGACUUUAUAGUAACUUUUAAAAUCACUUCUCUAACAUUCUAAGGACUGUUUAGGAACUCUGAAGAGUUUUGAUGAGGGAAAGAAACUAAGAUGGCCAAUAAAAGCUUUAACUUAACACAAGAGUCAAUUUUUCCUCCCUUCUAAUUUGAAAUAUCUAAUUCAUGAACCACAUUUGAAUAAAACGUGGAUAUCAAAAAAUUAAACAUUUUUAUUAUACAGAACAAAAAUGAUGUACACUUGAAUGGUGUAAAGUACUACACCAGAAAUGGUGUAGGGAGAAUAUUGUGUGGCAGGAAGAAAGAUUUGAGAAAUUUGACCUUACAUCCAAGAUCAUACUGAAAUAAAUCCCUCUCUUCAAGGUGAAACGGCUGCUCAGAGUAUGUUGGAGGAACAAGUGUUUCAAACCAAACUGUAUAAUUUUGUUUUUGAGUAAUACCACUGCUGGAGUACACUGAAUUUUAAGAUCGCAUUUGAGGGUGGGGUUUAUCAGGAAAAUUGUUUGCAAGUUAUCUGCAGAGUUCUUCUGAAAAUAACUGCCCCUUUAUGGUGCUUGUACGCCAGUUAUACGGCUGUGUCUCCUGAGAGAGAGGUUUAGAUCCCAAAGUUGACACUGUUAUUUCUUCAUUCCCUUGAGAAACAGUUGAUGAGGAAGGUAGCGCGAUUAUAUUUUUUCCAACCCAAUCCUGUUACACCUUGAGCAUCUUGUGUUCAGAUAAUUAAAUAGGCUCUCUUCCACAGUCCUGUUUUCAGGCUUGAAAAUUCUGUACAGACCUCAUUAAGGGGGCUUGUGCAAGAGAGCUGUGAAUUGUGCCCGUAUUAUUUGUGUGUGCAUGUGUCCUUUCAAUGGGAUCAUCAGUCAGACGUUGAAUACUAUGCUAUUUAAAUAGGUGUCUUACUAAUGUAGUAGGAUCUUCUAAAAUCAGUCCAAAAAUACUGAUUGCCACAAGUUCUGAAACACUGAAUCUUUAAUGUAUAUUAAUAUCUUAAACUGGAAAGGAGCUGGGAUGCUGUAGAAGAACCCAUUUUCAAUUUGAAUUGGUGCCUUUUUGCAUCAGGUGUAAGUGCUGAACCUCCUAAAAAGUCAGUGUAAGAUUAUUUCAAGAGCCUACCACCAGACAUUGAAAUAUCUUAGGGUACAAUCCAGUAAGAAGUUAUCCUACACAAGUCCUGAUGAAAUAAAUAAGUUCCCAUUUAUAUUAGUGGAGUUUGUGCUAAUGAAAAUUUCACAGAGUUGUGCCCUUCAUCAUUCAGGAAAUGCUAACUUGCAUGUUAGUAUUAUAAAUAAGAACAUGCAUAUUGAUUCCAGUUUACUAUUAGAGGCUCAGGUUGAAUGGCCAAGAGCUUCAGGAACGCUAUAUGCUCUUGUCUUUGAGAAAUAGUGUCUUAAAAAUUCUCAGUGAGUUCUGUUUUCUCCAAGUGUCUGGACCCUGUGGGGACAAAUAGCCUGCUCUUUUUCUAGAAAGCAGAUAGCCAGUUCCCACACACUUCUCUAACAUGUUUUUUACAUUGAGAGACUGUUAAUAUUACAGGUAUAUUGUGUAUUACGCACUAGUCUGAUUCCUAAAGCGCAACUAUGUAUAACAAUUUUCCAAUUACCAAAUAGAAUAAGAAACCAUGUAGCAAUUCAUUGACAUGCAAUUUUUUCUUGUAUAUUUUGCUGUGUCUUAUGUGAUGCUGUUUCUGUAAGAAAUCCAGCAUGCACGUGUUGCUUUUUGAACUUAAAAGCAGAAUGAAUUAGUAGUUUUAACACUCAUUAAAUGUUUGCAAGAGCUGGUGUUGCUUGAAAGUGGUUGCAGUAGCAAGAAAGUGGUCAGCUACUUUUUUUUAGGAGCAAGCGUAAGAUAGGAUUGUUUUACAUUGCUUCUGAGGAAGGCAUUCCAGAAACUCAUUGGGAUUUUCUGCACUUUUGGAAAAAUCUUUUGUGCUGUGUGCACCUUGACCAGCCUAUGUGAAUUGCAACAAGGUGCAUCAAAAGCCUACCAAGCUCUCCUCUUCUUCAUGCGUACCCUUGAAAAAAAACCUACAUCAGCCUUCCCAAACCUGGUACCGUCCAGAUUGUUGUACUACAUCCCCCCAACAGCCCCAGCCAGUAUAAGAUGGAUGGAGCUUAUUGUAGUUCAGAACUUCUGGAGGGUGCCUGGUUGAGUAAGGCUGUCUUAGACAUAUAAACUUAAUGUAUAAACUAGUAGAUUUUAAAUCAUAAAUAAGAGUUUAAUUUAGUAAUUGGCCCAUCACUUUGAGUAAAGUAUUAUAGGAAUCACAAUUUGAAUUGCUAAGGGGAUCAAAACUGACUUGCUAAGACAGAAGGGCACUGCUUCAUUUUGAUAGGGUUCAGAUGUUACCCCUGCUGAAAGGUUGGAUCUCAUUUUGGUGAUGGUUUUGCUGAAUCUCAAAACAGGUUUAAAAGACUGUACAAAACUGGACAAUCAUUUUUCUUUUGCACAAAAAUGUAGCUUUAAAUAAUUAUAUUUAAAAAUCUUAAUUGAAACAAGUCUGUUGAUUUGUGCUGCAUAAUGAAGGGGCAUUGUCUUAAUUUUGCAGUCUAAUCACGUCACCUUGUAGAGACAGUGUUUGUAGUCUGACAGUAUUGCUGUAGGAUUCUGUAGGAUUAAGUGACUGCUGUUCUGUUGCCUGUUUGCAAGAUUUCCAACUGAACUUACAAAAUCACUUUUGCAUUUUGACAGAAGUACAGAGCCUAAAGAGGUUCAUCUACUGAUUUACUAGGUAUUGCUCUUUUGAAGGUGCACAGUCUUCUCAGAAUAGCAAGAUUCAAUGCCUGGUCUCAUUGAGGUGGUAACCUAGUGUGUCUGACCUAUAUCACUUUAGACUGCAGGUGGGGGUUUGCAUGACUGAAUGCAUAUUGGGUAGAAUGGAUGUAGGCUAGCCAUUUCCAUGACAUCUAGUAUUCUACAUGGAAGGAAUUGUUUUGUGGAAAAGAGCAUUCAUUCAUGUGAGUUUCUGUUUGCAGUUCAGCCCUGGUGCAGGUUUACCACCACAGUAAAAACUAGGGCAAACCUCAACUUGCUUGGGGCAAGGACUAUCUCUCUUUUUCAAAUUCUCCAAAAGGUUUGUCAUCCAAAUUCUUUAUAGUUUUUUUUUAAUGAAGUAGAAGAGGAGGCGGGCAGAACAUGUGUCUACUUGUGCUCAAUCUGCAACAAGUAGUUUGUCAACUGAAAAUAUGUAGCUGCAUACAAUGAGCAAUAACUAUUGGGUCUUGCUCUGACUCCCUUUGCAACAUCAUGUCAUCUGAUGAUUGUUCUGUCUAACACCUUAUUUUUAGCAGAAGUUGCUAAACUGUAUACCAUAAAUGUAACAUUUGAUAUAUUUCACAGUGCAUGGAAAUAAUGUAUUAAAAGCUUAAUGAACAGCUGUCUGAACAAUCAACACAAACCUUUCUUUCCACUUAACUGUCAACCUUUUGGUUUGUUCCCCCCUCCCCCAUUGGACACUAUCUGAAAGGAUUAAUGAGUAUUGGUCUUGCCUUGUAGCAUUGGUCACAUGUCAUUUGCUAGCUGUGGCGCUUUCUGAGGAAAUGUACAAAAAUCCAUGGAAAUGUGAAUAAACAAAUGGGAGAUGUUAA
Rhineura floridana is the source of this 5346-nucleotide messenger RNA. It is a transcript of the gene NUP50, whose product is annotated as nucleoporin 50. Bases 309 to 1703 code for a protein of 464 amino acids. The transcript is spliced from 10 exons. NCBI's taxonomy places the organism in Eukaryota, Metazoa, Chordata, Lepidosauria, Squamata, Rhineuridae. Gene Ontology annotation, biological process: protein import into nucleus. The record is from RefSeq and is a predicted model, not a curated record. Gene Ontology annotation, cellular component: nuclear pore.